This is a messenger RNA of Anopheles bellator, 2787 nucleotides long. Its product is annotated as mediator of RNA polymerase II transcription subunit 23-like. The transcript has 5 exons. Gene Ontology annotation, cellular component: transcription regulator complex; mediator complex. Lineage: Eukaryota; Metazoa; Arthropoda; Insecta; Diptera; Culicidae. The record is from RefSeq and is a predicted model, not a curated record. Gene Ontology annotation, biological process: regulation of transcription by RNA polymerase II; positive regulation of gene expression. Bases 1 to 2787 code for a protein of 928 amino acids.
AUGUCGUCCGAAUCGAGAAUUGUGAAACUUUUCGAGGAAGUGUUGGAGGACAAAUAUAUCAUACCAAUUUGCAAUGAAGAGGAGCAACGGAAGCGGGCUGAGGAGGGUUUUAAAAAGAUUGGUACACUUUUCGGUGCGAUGACACCGGAUGUGAAAGAAGCAUCGAUCCGCAGCUAUCUCGGAUAUGUGGCAUCUGUUAACCACCAGAACCGGGUGCACGCAUAUUUGGUGGUGAUGAACCGUAUGGUGGCGCUAAACAUCAUACCCGCAAAGCUUCUGUGCGAUCAGAUCAUGGGUUCAGAAAAGCUGACCUAUAAGAACCAGUGUUUCUGGAUCGAAGCCUUUCAGCUGGUGCGUAAGGUCAUCGGUGGCAUCGACUACAAGGGUGUACGGGAGAUCAUGAAAUGCUGCAAAGAGAAAGCGCUUUCGUUUCCGGUUAAUGUGAGCGUCAACAUUCUCCCUCAGUUGCACGAGUUGAUCGAACUGAUCGAGCACAUCUUCAAUCGAUCGGCGUGCCUACUACCGGCUUACUUCAUCAUCAACGAGAUUAAAAAGACCGACUAUCAAAAUAUGCACUGGCGGGUGUCGAAUCUGAUUGCUAACUUUAUCGAAGAAUUUGUUGCGGUCGCCCAGAUGCUCUCCAUCAUUGGCCACUCGUCUAUGCUGCCGAUCGUGGAACACUCAUCCUACGCAGACAACCUUAUAAUACCGUGGAAACUCGAUCCGGACACUCUGAAACUAUCGUUGCGUGGUAAUCUUCCUUAUGACGACGAAUUACUUCAGUGUCAGGCUCGACUGUUACGCUUUGUCCUCCAGCAGCCGUAUUCUCGCGACAUGGUGUGUUCAAUGCUGAAUUUUCAAAAGCAGCAAAAGCAAAAAUGUGCGGCACUGGAGGAGCAACUUGUAUGGCUAGUUCUAAACGCGAUGGAGUAUUCGGAAAAGGAAUCACAAACGACGAGCGGAACAGGCCCAAAUGGCGAGCACGAUGAUGGAGUUUCGAGCCACACGCAAUGGGUUUGGCUACAUUUGAGUUCACAGUUGAUCUACUUCGUGUUGUUUCAAUUUGCCACGUUUCAGAACAUCGUUAACACACUCCACGAGAAGCUGGCCGUUCGCAAUCUACGUCGUGGCCGCGAUCAUUUGAUGUGGGUGUUUUUGCAAUACAUUUCGGGGAGCAUUCAAAAGCACUCCAUACUUAACUUCUUACCAGUGCUGAAGUUGUACGAUAUACUGUACCCGGAGAAGGAACCUCUGCCAGUACCAGACUAUAACAAUCCAUACUGCACGCACCAAAUGGCACCAACGUGCAUCUGGAUUCACCUGAUGAAACGUGCGCAAACGGAAAAUUACAAUAUAAACCGUCCGAUACCCAUUGCUUUGCGGUCACAUUUCGAUUAUCUGCAGCAAUUGGCGAUGCCCAGCAAUAAUCCUACUCUGUUCAUGGGCUCCGAAUAUCGAUUUGCUUUGUUGUGUAAUGCUUACUCAACGCAAACUGAUUAUUUCUCGCGCCCUAUGCAAGCACUGAUCGACACGAUCCUCGGAAACAGUAAGAAUCCGCAAGCAAGCAUGGCUGGGGGAGGAGGUGGUGGUGGCCAACCUCUGCCCACGGCACCUCUGUCCAUGCGCGUACUGGAUAGUCUGACCAUCCACAGCAAAAUGUCGUUGAUACACAGCAUCGUGAUGCAUAUGAUCAAGCAGGCCCAGAAUAAAAACUCGAUUCCAAAUGGAAACAAUAUGGCGCCAGCACUUGUGGAAACCUAUUCGCGGUUGCUCGUUUAUACAGAGAUUGAAUCGCUCGGUAUCAAGGGUUUUCUUGGUCAACUCCUGCCGCAAGUGUUCAAAUCGCACGCUUGGGGUAUACUGUACACACUGCUAGAGAUGUUCUCUUAUCGAAUGCACCACAUUCACUCUCACUACCGAGUGCAGCUGUUAACGCAUUUGCAUUCACUGGCUUCCGUACCGCACACGAACCAAAUGCAACUACAUUCAUGCGUGGAAUCAACUGCCCUUCGGUUGAUCAUAGGUCUCGGUUCGGUUGAGGUGCAGGCUCAGCUUUCGCGUUACGUCAGCGAGCCAAAACCGCCAGGCAAUAUCGUUUCGGCUGAAAGUGAGGAGCUAAACCGUGCACUAAUACUUACGCUAGCCCGCUCGAUGCACAUCACAGGCACCGGCAGCGAUCCACAAUCGAGUGCGUGGUGCAAGGAUCUAUUGCAAAACAUCAUGGCCAACACGCCACACGCCUGGCCACAGCAUACGUUGUAUUGCUUUCCGCAGGUGCUGAAUGAAUUCUUUUUGCAACACGGCAUCCCAAAGGAAAGCAAGCAAUUGUUGAAGAAAACGGUCGACGAAGAGUUUCGCAACUGGGCUUCGAUGACGAACGAAAACGAUAUCAUUGCACAUUUCGGUAUGGCCGUCAACCCUCCGUUGUUUUUGUGUCUCGUAUUCAAGAUGAUUAUUGAAACGGAUGCAAUCAGUCCGGUAGCUUACAAGAUACUGGAACGCAUCGGCGCCCGCGCCUUGUCCACGCAUCUGCGGAAACUGUGCGAUUACUUGCUUUUCGAAGUAGCCAACUCCGGCGGAGGUGCACACGUUAACAAAUGUGUCGACACGAUUAACGACAUGAUUUGGAAGUACAACAUCGUGACGAUUGAUCGGUUGCACUUUGACAAUGUCUACCAGGUCCGUUGUUUCGAAUACCGACACAACUCACUCAAGCCGUGGUUUGAUCACUGGCAGAUUUGUUCCAAUCUACGCGAAGGGCCUUGUUUCCUGCGCGAACUGUCCUAA